AUGGGGUUCCUACAAUCACUAUGCAUGAGUAAAUUAUUGGAAUAUUUCUCAGAAAACAAAAAACUUACGACAAAAGAAGCAUAUAUUUAUGGAAUGGCCGUUGUUUUAUCUAGUCUACUUCGAGUGAUAAGUUUCCAGUUCCAUUAUUUGGAAACUUUCAGCACUGGGUUUUUUUUCACGAAAGCUGCUGUUGAAAGACAAAAAAUGACCAGAGAAAGAGACAGUCGGAUACGAAUAAUGAACGAUAUUAUUUUUAGAACGAGAGAAAUUAAAACGUACGCUUGGGAGACGCCUUUCGCUGAAUUCGUAAAUAAAAUUAGGAGAAUAUCGAUGCAGCAUUCCAUUUUGGCUGUUAAUUUAAUGUCAGAUUUGAAAGUGUGUAUAACCCGUAUUGAAACAUUUUUGCUUUCGGAUCAUGAAUCAACAGUUGACACACAAAAAAUAGAAGGUAUACCAUGUUGUAAAAUAUAUGCUCAUAAUUUAACAGCUAAAUGGAACCCAUCACAAGAGGCGGCGAUAAAAAACGUUGAUUUUAUACUUGGUUGUGGUCAGUUAGUUGCACUUACCGGAGACACAGGGAGUGGAAAGUCUUCUUUACUUCAAGCUAUAUUGCAAGAACUACUUAUAGUCGAUGGAAAUAUAUCCCAGGAUGGUUUGAUAUCUUAUGCAUCGCAAAAUCCAUGGGUGUUCUCGGCAACCAUCCAAGAAAACAUUAUAUUUAAUGAAACCUUUAACCAGAACAAGUAUUUGAAUGUUCUUAAAAUUUGCGCUUUAGAAUAUGACAUCUCUCUUUUUUCCCACGGAGACAAAACAUUGGUGGGAGAAAGAGGAGCUAUGUUGAGUGGAGGCCAAAAAGCCAGAAUUAACUUGGCACGAGCUAUAUACAAAGAUGCAGACAUUUAUCUUUUAGAUAAUCCUCUAGCGGCAAUGGAUGUAUGUGUCGCUCAACACAUUUUUACUCAAUGUAUUUUGCAAUAUCUAAAAACCAAAAGUGUUGUACUAAUAACACAUAAUUUAAAAUUUCUCAAUUAUUCCGAUAAAGUGUAUGUUCUGGAAGAUGGGAGGGUAACGUUUUCCGGAAAAUAUGAAACAUUAAAAGAUUUACCAAAUAACGUACAAGAAAACAAUAAUAAAACACCGACAAAACUUUCAGGGAAAAGUUAUAAAGCCCAAAAUGAAACUAAAGAACACAGAGGUAGCGAUAAAGUAAACACAUAUACAACAUAUUUAUUUGCAAAUGAUAGCAAGUUCUUCGUCGUUCUUCAGCUCCUCCUUUUCAUUUUAACUCAAGUUUUUGUAAACGGUUCAGACGUGUUCUUGUCUUUCUGGAUCAACCUGAGGCAAAAUCCUUCUAAUUUCAACACAACAAUACUACAAUACUUUUCCGACGUUAAAUGUUUGUACAUUUACAGUGGAUUUAUUCUAAUAAUGCUAUUUUUGUUUCACAUGGGUUCUGUAAACUUUGUAGAAUGCUGUUAUAUGUGCUCCGUUAAGUUACACGAUACGUUGUUUAACAAAAUUCUAUAUGGGACUAUGAAGUUUUUCGACAACCACGCAUCUGGUCGAAUUAUUAAUAGAAUUUCUAAUGAUAUAAGUGCAAUCGAUGAGAUCAUCCCCAAAAACAUGUAUCAAGGUGCAAGACAAGUUUGUUCUGUGUUAGGUGUUUAUGUUGUUGUCAAUGCAGUAAAUUAUUACAUGAUUGUACCAACGUUGGUUUUGUUGGUAAUUUUUUAUUACCAUAUGGAAGCUUUCCGGCCAGUACUUAUCAAACUGAAGAGAAUCACCGCCACACGUAAAAGUCCUAUUUACACUCACGUGGUUGCUACCGUUGACGGAUUGACAACCGUCAAAGCUUCAAAGGCUCAAAAACACUGUGAUAUGUACAUGAUUAAGAUUUAUAGUGAUCUUGAUUCGCAGAUGACUUCAGUUGAGAGAGUUGCCGAAUACGAAGACCUAACAGUCGAAGACAUUAAUAAAAAUGAAAUUAAUCCUCCCAGCACAUGGCCUGCAAACGGCAAAAUUCUGUUUCAAUCAGUCUCCAUGCGAUAUUCUCCCGCAAAACCGUUUGUCCUCAAAAACAUCAAUGUGGAAUUUCGAGCUGGUGAAAAAAUAGGAAUCGUUGGCAGAACUGGUGCUGGAAAAUCGUCUUUGAUAAAUGCGCUCUUUCACUUGUACGAAUUCGAAGGAACAAUAUUAAUAGACAACGUCGAUAUAACAAUGGUUCCUCUUCGCAAACUGCGAUCUCGAAUAGCGAUUGUUUCUCAAGAUCCUGUUCUUUUCUCAGGUACUAUACGCGAAAAUUUAAAUCCUUUCAAAGAAUUCACGGACUACCAGUUAUGGAGUGUUCUAGAAGAAGUAAAUCUAAAACAGAUUGUUUCAAAUUUACCCUCUGGUUUGAGCAGUUCUUUCUCGGAAGCCAGUGUCGAUUUUAGUACUGGACAGAAACAACUAAUGUGUUUAGCUAGAGCUAUUUUGAAGGAAUGUACAAUUAUUGUUCUUGACGAAGCAACUGCCUUUCUUGACUUAGACACCGACAAAUUAAUUCAAGCCACAAUUCAGAAGAGAUUUCAUAAGGCAACGAUUUUAAGAAUUGCACAUAGAUUGGACAAUGUGAUGAAUUCGGAUAAGAUCGUGGUUUUAGAUGAUGGUUGUGUUGUGGAAUUUGGCACCCCGAAUGGACUUCUACAAAACAUGAAUGGUUAUUUUUACAAAUACGUCCAUGAAUAUGAAAAUUCUUCGUUAAAUAUACAGACCUAUAUUUGA
Zophobas morio is the source of this 2763-nucleotide messenger RNA. Its product is annotated as ATP-binding cassette sub-family C member 4-like. Bases 1 to 2763 code for a protein of 920 amino acids. Gene Ontology annotation, molecular function: ABC-type transporter activity; ATP binding; ATP hydrolysis activity. Lineage: Eukaryota; Metazoa; Arthropoda; Insecta; Coleoptera; Tenebrionidae. Gene Ontology annotation, cellular component: membrane. Gene Ontology annotation, biological process: transmembrane transport. The transcript has 7 exons. The record is from RefSeq and is a predicted model, not a curated record.